CCUGACUGACACACCACAAGUAUAAUUAAACGCAAAGAAAUACACUCCAACAUCAGCCCAUUACCUCCUCUCUACUUUGCAUAUACCCCGCUCUCCUUCCAUUCGACCCUUUCCAUUGCCCCGUAGAAGCUGAUGCUUGCACAAUUACCUCACUGACCCCUAUAAAGAUGUCCUUAUCCCACACCCAUGCCCAUUCCGCUCACUCAAUAAUCCCAUCCUCAAGCCACACUCAACCCAUACCCUAAAUCUCAAGCCAAACCAGCAUUCCAACUCCAACCCACAACCAAAACACACAAACAAUGCCCCCAACCCAACCCACCCUCCGCGACAUCCAAGCGCCCCUAAAAGCACAAUACAAAGACGACCCCGCCAGCGCCCUCAUCACCCUCAAAUCACACGGCACCCUCGACAACAACACCAUAACCUGCAAACUCUCCUCCUCCUCCUCACCCGCCCUCCAAUCCGCACACCGCAUCGCCGGCCUCCACGCCAAAGCCGGCGGCGGCGACAUCUCCGCCGGCGAACUCUGCUCAGGAGACAUGCUCCUCGACGCCCUCGUCGCCUGCGCCGGCGUGACGCUCAAGGCCGUCGCCACCGCACUCGGACUCCCCCUGCUCAGCGGCGUCGUGAGUGCCGAGGGGGACAUGGAUUUCCGGGGCACGCUCGGGGUGGAUCGCGGGGCGCCGGUGGGGAUGACGGCGAUUCGGCUGGGGUUUGAAUUGGUGUUUGGGGCGGGGGAGGUGGGGGAGGGGGAUGUGGAGAGGCUGGGUAGGUUGACGGAGAGGUAUUGUGUUGUGCUGCAGACGAUUGCGCGGAAGCCGGAGGUUAGUGUUAGGGUUGUUGGGAGGGGUGGGGUAGGAGGGGUGGAGGAGGGGGUUGAUAGGAGUGUUGUUUGGGGGACGAAGGUUUGAUAUUGGGGGGAGGAAGGGAACUUUUGUGAUAAGCGUAUAUGAUAGCGCAAGGCUCAGCCCCUCGUUGGGGGCAAGGUGGUCGUUCCUAAACAUCCAUAUCAGAACACUUGAAUUCCCACUCGUGGGAACGCGCGACUUCGUCGGUGAUUUCCUCCCAUGCCCAUCCACCUGGUCUCAGCCGGUCUAGGACGCUUGCACUGUC
Messenger RNA from Pseudovirgaria hyperparasitica, 1113 nucleotides. RefSeq lists its product as uncharacterized. The transcript has a single exon. Lineage: Eukaryota; Fungi; Ascomycota; Dothideomycetes; Acrospermales; Acrospermaceae. The coding region runs from base 300 to 911 and encodes 203 amino acids. The record is from RefSeq and is a predicted model, not a curated record.